AGUGCGGAUCUACAAAGUUUGUCCGCUCCGGGGCACCGUAGUGACUUUUACGCUGGCGGAGAGGGCCCGGCUGGACUCGGCUGGGCUGGCCGGCUGGAGCCCGGCUCAGCUUAGGAGAUCCUGAUGGCUGCGGUGUUUCUCGUAACGCUCUAUGAGUACUCGCCGCUUUUCUACAUUGCGGUGGUCUUUACCUGCUUCAUCGUGACCACCGGCUUGGUGUUGGGAUGGUUUGGUUGGGAUGUUCCAGUAAUUCUGAGAAAUUCAGAAGAGACCCAGUUCAACACAAGAGUUUUCAAAAAGCAAAUGAGACAAGUCAAGAAUCCUUUUGGCUUAGAGAUCACCAAUCCAUCUUCAGCUUCAAUUACAACUGGCAUAACUUUGACAACAGAUUGCCUUGAAGAUAGCCUCCUUACAUGCUACUGGGGGUGCAGUGUUCAAAAAUUUUAUGAAGCUCUGCAGAAGCAUUUUUAUUGCUUCCGAAUAAGCACUCCGCAAGCAUUAGAAGAUGCUCUGUAUAGUGAAUAUCUCUAUCAAGAGCAGUAUUUCAUUAAAAAGGACAGCAAAGAAGAAAUAUAUUGCCAGUUACCAAGAGAUACUAAAAUUGAAGACUUUGGUACAGUGCCGAGAUCUCGCUAUCCUUUGGUAGCGCUGUUGACCCUAGCCGAUAAGGAUGACCGAGAAAUUUAUGACAUUAUUUCCAUGGUGUCAGUAAUUCAUAUUCCUGAUAAGACUUAUAAACUCUCCUGUAGGAUAUUAUAUCAAUAUUUACUCCUAGCUCAAGGUCAAUUUCAUGAUCUUAAGCAACUUUUCAUGUCUGCAAAUAAUAAUUCCACUCCCUCCAGCAAUUCUUCUCCAGAAGAAAAAAACACAGACCGAAGUUUGCUGGAAAAGGCAGGACUAUCUGAAAGUGAAGUGGAGCCUCCAGAAGAGAAUAGCAAGGACUGUGUGGUUUGCCAGAAUGGGCCUGUGAACUGGGUGCUCUUGCCUUGUAGACACACGUGCUUGUGUGAUGGCUGUGUUAAGUAUUUUCAACAGUGCCCAAUGUGUAGGCAGUUCGUUCAGGAAUCUUUUGCACUUUGCAGUCAAAAAGAGCAAGACAAAGACAAACUGAAAAGUCUCUGAGGAUGUUGUAACAACUGAAAAGUACUUCCCACUGAAGAUGCAAGCUUUGUCUUCUUGGAAUUAACCAUAACAUGGACUCUACAGUGUUAACCGUCAGUGAAAAUUCUAUUUUAACUUCAUAUUUGUACAAUACAUGGAUUUCGAAAAUUAA
This is a messenger RNA of Dama dama (fallow deer), 1273 nucleotides long. RefSeq names its product cell growth regulator with ring finger domain 1 (gene CGRRF1). Bases 124 to 1122 code for a protein of 332 amino acids. Lineage: Eukaryota; Metazoa; Chordata; Mammalia; Artiodactyla; Cervidae. The record is from RefSeq and is a predicted model, not a curated record. Gene Ontology annotation, biological process: negative regulation of cell growth. The transcript is spliced from 6 exons.